Messenger RNA from Scheffersomyces coipomensis, 1539 nucleotides. RefSeq lists its product as uncharacterized. The record is from RefSeq and is a predicted model, not a curated record. The transcript has a single exon. The coding region runs from base 1 to 1539 and encodes 512 amino acids. Lineage: Eukaryota; Fungi; Ascomycota; Pichiomycetes; Serinales; Debaryomycetaceae. Gene Ontology annotation, cellular component: nucleus.
AUGGCGACUCCGUAUAAUGAAGUGAAGCCUUCACAGAUAGGUAGAUCCCGAAAAAGAGUUCCAUCAUCACGUAAACCCACCAACAGUUCUAGGGUAGAUGGCAGACCAGCGUCUAAAACUGAAGGGUCUAAUAAUGGCUAUCGAUCUCCAGGAAGUAAUCUGGAUAACACAUUGAUUACAUCUUCUACGAGUACACUGCCUUCUUCCACAGCUUCCGAUAAUGUAUCACAAUGGCCAAAAUCUUUACAACAAUUUGUUAGUGAUAGCUUUUUAAGAUCAAAUUCUUUGUUAUCCGAAAAUGAAAAGGGAGAAUUCAAUAAACAACUACAAGAGAUUAUAGAGAGGGCGUUUGCAAAGGGUCUUUUAUGGACGAAUGAUUGGAAACAACAGAAGAUACCCAUUCUAGAUAAAGUACCAUUACAACUAUUCUCAGAAGUACCUGAGGUGAUCCAGAAUGUAAAGGAAGAGAAUCAUAAAUCAGUAAUAGAGCCAACAUCUUCUACCAUUCUACCUUCAAAGAGACUUGAUUAUCCUGUGUUAAGUGAAUCUCCAGUCAGUGAUUAUGAUUCACGUCAAAGAAAGAAGCAGCGUUUAGAAAGAUUUGAAACUCCUCCUCCAUCUGUAGUACCUUCAAAACCACAAAGUGCUGCAACAAAUAAAGUUGUUGGUCAAUGUCAAGAUUUGGAAAAAAAUUAUCUUAGACUUACUUCAGAACCAGAUCCUGCCAAGGUACGUCCUCAAGCGGUAUUAGAGAAGAGUUUAAAAUAUGUGUUAUCUAAAUAUUCUGAAAAUAAGACUUAUUCAUAUAUCAUUAACCAAUUAAAGUCUAUAAGACAAGAUUUAACUGUUCAACAUAUUAAGAAUGAUUUUACCGUUUAUGUCUACGAAUUUAAUGCGAGAACUUCUUUGGAAAAUGGAGAUUUAGGAGAAUUUAAUCAAUGUCAAUCUCAAUUAAAAUACUUAUAUUAUUUAAAACGUGAAAGAGAUGUUAAAUUAAAGACUAGAUUUUUCAGAUGGGAAGCAGAAUUACUUGUUUAUCGAGUGAUAUAUAUGUUAAUUACUAACAAUCAUAGUGAAUUAUCUAAAUUAAAAUACUCAAUUUUGCAUACAUACCAAAAUUUCAUAAAAACAGAUAAAGAAAAGGCUAUCUUCAAGUUUAUUGACAUAAUUUUCUCCUUUCAUAGUGACAUUUUAUUAGGUAAUUAUCAUCAUUUCUUUAAAACUUUGAGAGACUACAAAGAAACUGCAGACUUAGCCCUUGCUACUAAGUUAGUAAAGAACUCAUUAUAUGAAAAAACUAGAAUAAAAGCACUACAAACUAUGGUGAAUAGUUAUAAAAAAAUAAGUGUUGAAUUUCUAUCUGAAGAAUUGAACUUUGAAACUGUUCAACUGUUUAAAGAAUUCUUAACUAAGAAUUCAUUAGCAACAUUCCUUGUUAAUAAUGAAAAAGAAUAUGAAUGUUUAAGUUCAAAAGCUGCCAUACAAGCUAUUGUGAACAAACCCAAUUUUAAUAAAGUUGACAUCAAGGGCCAAAUAUGA